Messenger RNA from Vicia faba (fava bean), 828 nucleotides. NCBI's taxonomy places the organism in Eukaryota, Viridiplantae, Streptophyta, Magnoliopsida, Fabales, Fabaceae. The record is from the annotation of a GenBank genome assembly.
AUGUUGAGAGCUGUUUCAUCUUCAACACCACUAUGUUUUUCACCUUCAACCAGAUUCAAUCUUGACAAAGGAAUCUCAAAUUCAACUCAUACAUUAACCUAUGUUCACUCUUUCUCAUUAUUCACACCUCCCUCUCUCUCUAAAAAACAAUCCCAUUUCUUUCCACAACUUGCUUCAUCUUCAUCUCCACUUUCUGCUGUAAAUGCUGAAUACAUUGAGGAACCAGCAACAAAUGUGAAGUUUCAGACAUCUUCGAGUUUCCCGGGUUGCACAGACUCGUUAACGUUAUUCGGAACAGGAUUCAGAGAAAAAGUUUUUGCGAUUAUUGGUGUCAAGGUUUAUGCAGCAGGACUGUAUCUAAACCAGUCUAUUGUAACUGAUUUGAACGGAUGGAAAGGGAAAUCGAAAGAUGUGAUUCAAGGGAGUUCUUCCUUGUUCAACACCAUUUUCCAAUCUCCCCUUGAGAAAUCAUUGCAAAUCAUUCUUGUCAGAGAUGUUGAUGGUAAAACUUUUUGGGAUGCAUUAAUUGACGCCAUAUCACCGAGAAUUGUAAAACCAACUACUGCAGAUGAAACUGCAUUGACCACUUUCCGUAGCGUCUUUCAAGAUCGAUCCCUUAAGAAAGGAACUUUCAUUUUCUUGACUUGGUUGAACCCCUCCAAAUUGCUUGUUUCUGUCUCGUCGGAGGGAGUUCCAUCUUCCGUUGACGCUACAAUUGAAUCUGCGAAUGUGACUCAUGCUCUUUUUGAUGUAUUCCUGGGAGACAAACCUGUUUCUCCCUCCUUGAAAUCUUCUGUGGCUGAAAGGUUGUCCAAAGUACUUGAGUAA